Molecule: messenger RNA, 7712 nt
Organism: Doryrhamphus excisus (bluestripe pipefish)
Lineage: Eukaryota; Metazoa; Chordata; Actinopteri; Syngnathiformes; Syngnathidae
Source: RefSeq, a predicted model, not a curated record
ACACAGAUACUGUAUGAACAGUAUGGACACAGCAAUGCCAUGUUUACAUGUGAAUGGCAUCCUGCUAUCACUUUCUGCUGAAGACCACUGUCAUUAUGAUCAGUACAGACUUCACAAACAUACAAAAGCACAUACAUGUGACUCCCAUCAGCUUACCUUGGCAGCGUUUUUCAGGCAACCGUUUCCCGCAGCCAGGGAACUGUAAAAAAAGAAGAAGAUAUCGAUCCUCUGUAAUCAUGUGUAGCAGACCUAGAUUAUCUCUGGGUAUCAGCAGGCAAAAGUAUAUGAUCACAUGAUCGUUUCAGGAAGUGAAAAUGCAAGAAAAGGUAGAGUCCUUUUCCUUUUGUAGCUAUAUGCAAAUUUCCCCACUGAGGGACGAAUAAAGGCAUAUCUUAUCUUAUAAUGGCUUAUAUCAGGGGUGUCCAAAAUGCGUCCCGGCCUACUGCUGUUUUUUACUGAAAAUAGUAUAAUUAAACAAAAAAAUAACAACAGCAAAAGUUGAAAAAAAUGGCUAAUUUGACAAGAAUAAAAUGACAAUAUUAAAAGAAAAAGUUGUAUACUAACAAUAAUGUCAGAAUUUUAAGGAAGUACUGUAAUAUUGCGAUGAAAAGUAACAUCAUUUUAGUAGCAUGAAUGUCACGAGCGGGCUUGCGAGCUUAGCGAUGCGACCCCAAGAUGCAGAGAGCAGGACCAAAAAUGUAGGUACAAGGGAUUUAAUGGCGUUUAAGCAAUCUGGACAGCAACUACAGGCAAACCAAAAACAAAGACAAUGAAGCCACAAACGAAAGAGCACACACCUGAACUAAAUAGGGAGAGUGGAAAUUAGAGACAGGUGUGUGAAAUGAGUCAGAGAAAGCAGAAGGGAACAAGAAAGGAAGUAGUACCAAAAUAAGGGCAUGAAAACCGGAACAGAGGCAAGGAAGGGUGAAACAUAAAGAAAAAUAAUAUGAAUCUGAAUAUUAUGAGAAACAUACCAAAAAAAGUUUUUUUUUUUUUGACAAUUCUGUCAUCCUCUGUCUCGUACACUGCUAUGUUUGUUUCCCUGAGUGAUAGCCACAGCAAGAUGGAGUGUAUGUGUGUGAAUGAGAGGGACCCAAGUGGAAGAGUGAGGUUACAGGGAGAAGAGAUACAGAAAGUGGAGAAUUUUAAGUACCUGUGGCCAACAGUCCAGAACAAUGAAGAUUGUGAAAAGUAGGUGAAGAAACAUGUGCAGGCAGGAUGGAACGGGUGGAGGAAAGUGUCCGGUGUGAUGUGUGAUAGAAGAGUUUCAGCUAAAAUGAAAGGUAAAGGUAUACAAAACUGUGGCGAGACCAGCCAUGUUGUUUGGUCUAGAGACAGUGCCACUGAGGAAAAGACAGGAACUAAAACUGGAGGUAGCAGAGAUGAGGAUGCUGAGGUUCUCAUUGGGAGUGACCAGGAUGGAUAGGAUCAGGAAGGAGUACAUCAGUGGGACACUACAUGUUGGAGGCCUUAGAGAUAAAGUCAGAGGCCAGACUGAGAUGGUUGGGACAUGUCCAGAGGAGAGAUAGUGAAUAUAUUGGUAGAAGGAUGCUGCCUUUAGAGCUGCCACGUAGGAGGCGUAGAGGAAGACCAAAGAGGAGGUUUAUGGAUGUAGUGAAGGAGGACAUGAGGGUAGUUGGUGUGACAGAUGCGGAAGACUGGGUUGGAUGGAAGUGAUUGAUUUCCUGUGGCGACCCCUGAAGGGAAAAGCUGAAAGAGAAAGAGAAAGAAGAAGAUAGUACUCCCUUGGCAUCAUUUUCAGGAAUUACGUUGAACUGCUAACUCGUUAUGGCUAUGAAUGCUAUUUUUGAAUUUAUAAUGUAAAACAUAAUGACAAACAAUAUAUAACAUAGUUAAGCGAAGGUGAUGAAUCAUGUCAAGGAAGCAUUAGCGAAGCAGCAAUUCACAUACAGGAAUUCACUUCCUGUUGGUGCAAAGGUCCAACAGUUUUAGCCACAAAGAGUAAAGGUCAAUUUCAACUUGAUUGUUAGACUUUUCUAUGUUUUUCCAUGUUCCCUUUCCACAGACGGCACGCCAAAGAUCCUCUCCUCCUUCAGCGAGAAGGUGGUCAACCCCAACGAGCCGGUCUUUCUGGCAUGCAACGUAAAGGGCACACCCCCACCCCGCUGCGUCUGGUCGCUGGACGACGACCCCGUCAUCAAAGACAGCCACCACCACCUUGGACACUACGAGACUCACGAGGGCCACGUGGUCAGCCAGCUGAAUGUGACGCACACGCAGGUGCAGGACGGCGGCGUGUACCGGUGUACGUGCAGCAACUCGGCCGGCCUCGUGUACCACCAGGCUCGAAUAAACGCCGUGCCAGCAUUCGCCCCAUGAAAAAUGUCACCGCCAUCGCCGGGCGGGAUGCCUUUAUUCAUUGUCGCGUGAUCGGCUACCCGUACUAUUCCAUCAAGUGGUACAAGAACUCCGCCUUGCUGCCGUUCAACCAUCGGCAACGAGCCUUCGAGAACAACGGCACGCUGAGGCUCACCAAUGUGCAGCAGGUGGACGCCGGGGAGUAUAACUGCAAAGUUAUGGUGCAGCCCAACAAGAUGGACUCCCAGAGUGUCCAUCUUCGUGUGAGAGUCCCUCCCUACAUUCAGCCCUUUGAGUUCCAGCGAUUCACCAUCGGUCAACGUGUCUUCAUCCCCUGUGUGGUCAUGUCGGGCGACCGGCCUCUGGACAUCACCUGGCAGAAAGACGGACGGCCCAUCCCUGUCAGCCUGGGUGUAACAGUGGAUAACAUCGACUUCACCAGCUCACUGAGGAUCUCCAACCUGACUCCUGACCACAACGGCAACUACACGUGCAUCGCUCGCAAUGAGGCAGCGGCUGUGGAGCAUCAGAGUCAGCUUAUCGUUCGAGUUCCUCCUCAGUUUGUGGUUCAGCCUGAAGACCAAGAUGGGAUUUAUGGGAAAACGGUCACUCUCAACUGCUCUGCUGAAGGAUACCCACCACCAACCAUCGUAUGGGAACACUCCAAAGGUGCAGGCGUCCCACUGUUUCAGCCCAUUCUCCUGAACAGCGGCUCUCGCAUCCAGCAGCUGAGUAACGGCUCUCUGCUGAUCAAACACGUGCUGGAGGACGAUAACGGCUUUUACCUGUGUAAAGUCAGCAACGACGUGGGAGCCGAUGUCAGCAAGUCCAUGUACCUCACCGUCAAAAUCCCGGCUAUGAUCACGUCGUACCCCAACACGACACUGGCCACGCAGGGCGAGGAGAAGAGGAUGAGUUGCAUAGCGCACGGGGAGAAGCCCAUCAUGGUACGCUGGGAGAAGGAGGAGCGCAUCAUCAACCCAGAAACCAGCAGAUACGUGGUCACAGUCAAGGAGGUGGUAGACGAAGUCAUCUCCACGCUGGUGAUUAUGCCCACUGUACGAGAGGACUCUGGUUUCUUCUCCUGCCAUGCCAUCAACUCCUUUGGGGAAGAUCGAGGAAUCAUACAGCUGACAGUGCAAGAGCCUCCCGACCCCCCUGAGGUGGAGAUCCGUGAGGUCAAGGACAGGACUAUCGCUCUCCGCUGGACCAUGGGCUUUGAUGGCAACAGCCCCAUCACAGGAUAUGACAUAGAGUGCAAGAACAAAUCAGCAUCAUGGUUAUCAGCCCAAGUUACCAAAGACGUGUCGCCGCAGCUCAACCAGGCCACCAUCAUCGACCUCCACCCCUCUUCCACUUACAACAUCCGCAUGGUGGCAAAGAAUAUCAUUGGCAACAGCAACCCGAGCAACGAGCUCACCAUCACCACUGAUGAAGCCGCUCCCGACGGUCCUCCACAAGAUGUCACCCUGGAGCCCACCUCUCCUCAGAGCAUCAAGGUCUCCUGGAAGCCGCCCCAUAAGCACCUGCAGAACGGCGUGAUCCGAGGCUACCAGGUGGGCUACAGAGAGUACAGCCCUGGGGGAAACCACCAGUUUACCAUCAUCAGCGUGGACACAACAGGAGACACCACAGAGAGCAUCGUCCUGGACAACCUGAAGAAGUUCACUCAGUACAGUGUGGUCGUUCAAGCUGCUAACAGAGCUGGGACCGGACCGUCCUCGCAGCAGGUGGUCACCAAAACCCUGGAGGACGUCCCUUCGCGGCCUCCUGAGAAUGUGCUGGCUGUGGCCAAGUCUCCAGAGGUGAUAUCCCUGUCCUGGAUCCCGCUGCCCAGGGAGGCUUUGAAUGGUAACCUGCAGGGCUACAGAGUCAUCUACUGGGCCAACCUGCCUGAUGGAGAACUGGGAGAAAUCCGUAACGUCACCACCAGUCAGCCAUCUCUUGAGCUGGAUGGAUUGGAGAAGUACACCAACUACAGCAUCCAGGUGUUGGCCUUCACCAACGCUGGAGACGGUGUCCGCAGUGAACAGAUCUACGUGCGCACCAAGGAAGAUGUUCCCGGUCCCCCUGCAGGAGUGAAGGCUGCAGCAUCCAGCAGCUCUGUGGUGUUCGUAUCCUGGCUGCCUCCCCUCAAGCUCAAUGGCAUCAUCAGGAAAUACAUUGUUUUCUGCUCGAACCUGCAUCCGAUGGUGAUGAGUGAGUUUGAGGCCUCUCCUGAUGCAUACUUCUAUCGGAUACCAAACCUGGCUCGUAACAGGCAGUACAGCAUCUGGGUGGCGGCUGUGACUGCUGCUGGUCAUGGCAACAACAGUGAAAAGAUCACGGUGGAGCCUCUGGCUAAAGCUCCAGCCAGGAUUCUAACCUUCAACGGGACAGUGACCACCCCUUGGAUGAAGGACAUUGUCUUACCCUGCAAAGCCGUAGGAGACCCUCCCCCCACGAUCAAGUGGCUCAAAGGAAACACCAAUGGGACUCCUACUCCUGUCCUGGUAGAUGGUCGACGAAGUGUCCACAGCAAUGGCAGCUUCAUCAUCCGCACUGUCAAAGCCGAGGACUCCGGCAACUACAGCUGUGUGGCCAGCAACAAUUGGGGCUCGGAUGAGAUCACUCUUAACCUGCAGGUUCAAGUGCCUCCUGAUCAGCCUCGCCUCACAGUGACCAAGACCACCACCACAUCCAUCACGUUGUCAUGGAUACCUGGAGACAAUGGAGGGAGCUCUAUCAGAGGCUACAUCCUGCAGUACUCAGAGGACAAUAGCGAGCAGUGGGGCAGUUUCCCCAUCAGCCCAAGCGAACGAUCGUACCGUCUUGAAAACCUAAAGUGCGGCACCUGGUACAAAUUCACCCUGACAGCCCAGAAUGCAGUUGGGCCGGGGCGAAUCAGUGAGAUCAUUGAGGCUAAAACCCACGGGAAAGAGCCCCAGUUUGCCAAAGAACAUGAACUCUUCACCAGCAUCAACUCCACUCGAGCAAGACUCAACCUGGUCGGCUGGAACAAUGGCGGCUGUCCAAUCACCUCCUUCAUACUGGAGUACAAGGCCGUGGACUCGGCCACCUGGACCACCGCCCAGCGGCCGACGUUGACCAAGACGUACGUCCUGUACGAUCUGCAGGAGGCCACCUGGUAUGACUUACAGAUGAAGGUCGUCAACAGUGCUGGCUCAGCGGAAAAGAAGGUCACCUUUGCCACUCUGAAUGCGGAUGGAAGUACCAUUCCUCCUCUGCUGAAAACCGGUGACCCCAUCUCAGACAAUAUGUCAGGCAGCGGCGGUCUGAAGAUGGUGGUGACCAUCACGUCCAUCCUGGUGGUGGCUGUGCUGGUGUUUAUCAUGCUUAUGGUGCUGAAGAGGAGACGCAGGGAGCAGAGGCUCAAAAGACUCAGAGAUGCCAAAAGCUUAGCAGAAAUGCUCAUGAGUAAGAACACUCGAACGCCUGAAAAUGUGAACAAGCAGCAACAGACCCUAAGAAUGCACAUCGAUAUUCCCAGAGCGCAGCUGCUCAUUGAGGAGAGGGACACCAUGGAGACCAUCGAUGAUCGGUCCACAGUGCUGCUGACAGAUAACGACUUUGGUGACACGAACAAACAGAAGUCGUCCACAGUAACACAUACAGUCCACUACCAGUCUCUUUCCCAAGCCACUGGACCACUGGUGGACGUGUCCGAUGCCAGGCCCGGAACCAGUGAGUCCCACCAUUACCCCACUGCCAGACGCACUGCCAAAGCCGGUCCUGCCGCCGCACGAAGCCGUUACGCCAGCCAGUGGACUCUUAAUAGGCCACACCCCACCAGCUCCUCCCACACACUGACCACUGACUGGAGGCUCCCCACGCCACGCGCCACUGGAUCUGUGGACAAGGAGAGUGACAGCUACAGUGUCAGUCCCUCACAGGACACAGAUCGAGCACGAAGCAGCAUGGUGUCAACCGAGAGCGCCUCCUCCACCUACGAGGAGCUGGCUAGGGCCUACGAGCACGCCAAGAUGGAGGAGCAGCUCCGCCACGCCAAGUUCACCAUCACAGAGUGCUUCAUCUCGGACACGUCGUCGGAGCAGAUGACGGCGGGGACCAACGACUACACCGACAGCCUGACUUCCAGCACGCCGUCCGAGUCGGGCAUCUGCCGCUUCACCGCCUCGCCACCCAAACCUCAGGACGUCAGCCGGGUUAUGACCAUGGCCGUACCCAAGGCGCACAGACCCGGAGGAGAGCUGGUUCACCUGCCGCCUUACCUCCGCAUGGACUUCCUUUUGAAUCGUGGCGUGCCCCGAGGUGGAGGGGCCAGCAGCGCCGGUGCUACAGGAGAAACAAGAAGUGGAGCCAUGGGCCAGACCUGCUUGGAGCCCCAGAGGAGCCGCACCCUGAAGAGGCCCCCUCCGAUGGAGCCCACCCCCAUGGAAGUGCCCUCACCCAGGGAGGUGCAGCAGUGGCAGCCGGGAACGGCGUCCACCCUCCCGCACAGGGAUGUCCGGGAACGAGGAGAGGCUCGGGGCGAAGUCCGAGCGGAGGCUGCCCCCCCGCCUGCCGGAGACCUGGCCCAAGCACAGGCUGCCAAGCUGAGCACCUCCCAGGAGUCCCUGCUAGACUCCAGAGGACACCUGAAGCAAAGCAACAACCCGUAUGCCAAGUCGUACACUCUGGUAUAACGCUGGGGUGGCAGUGCGGACACCCUGCUGGACCAUGGAUGCUUUUCCACUCUUUGUUGUACAUAGAGACCUUUCUGAUGGUGAUGCUUUUCUCGCUUUCUUUCACUGUCCACAUUUCUUUUGGUCAUUUCUUUCCUCUCGCUGUGUUGCUUUGACACUUUUUGUUCUCUUUUUUUAUUUUCUACUUGACUGUUCUUUUAUUCUAAACAUACGAGGAUUGCCAAAAUGAUUUAUUUAAUAAUUGAGAAAGAGGUUAAAAAAAUACUAUUGAAUUUAUAUCAAGGACGAUUAAAGUCAUUAUUAUGAUUGUUAUAUAAAAAAAGAAAAUAUAAAAAAAACAAAGUGUAAUGGAGGAAGCUCUCUGAAAGCUUUCAUCAUUUAUUUUCAUUGUUUGAAGAAACGUGACAAGGUUUUUAGCACUAUGACAUGAGAGGAGCGUGACGCCGAUGCUGAUCAAUCGUGAUGUUUAUCAACCUUUCCUGGCGACUGAUUGCAUGGCGGGGGAAUCACAAGAAAGGUUGUUUUCUUUGUCACUAUGAAAAAAUAAUAAUUAUACAAUGUGAAUAUAUAUAAAGAGAUCACUUUUAUUUGUGGAUAUUACGGGGAAAAUGAUUUGGUUAAUAAAGUCCUUAGUCAUGUUUGCACACUUCUGUUAUUGAGUCCUUUGGCAUGAGCUCGACACAACAUGAUUAAAGAGUAUAUUAGUUGUAGAAUUUGUCCUUUAAUAGUAACACACAAGGAAUAUUG